UCUUUUGUAUCCAAGAAAAUAAAAGCUUUCUGCUUAGCUGUUUUAACACAAUAACCUCCAAACAUGCUUUCAUUGUGAAGGUACAGAGACAUUUCUGAGUAUAGUGAUUCUAUUGUACUCUUCAAGAUUUUGAUGACAUCAAAAGCUAGAUCAUGGUUGUGUAUCUGGACAAUUUUUCAGAAGAAGCAACAGAUUUAUAAUCUGAAAGUACUGCUAGGUUGUCACGUCAACCUUCUGAAGUCAAGAAUUGGGUGCAUCUUCAGUGCUUAUUUGAAAAAGGGCACAAUACUAGGCUGAAAGGGGCUCAGCAGUGAAACCCGAACUUUAUGUCAAGUCAACAAAAGAUACCAUGAUGUCUCUUACAUGUGAGAAUUGUGGUGAGAAAUGAAACAUUUCACCAAACGUUGUUUAUCAGAAUCAAAUGAAACCUCAUCAACUGUUCAAGUAAAUUACCUAGUAGGUUCACUUUUAUUCAGGGAUGACCAGCUCAUCUUCCUGGAGACCAGAUCCACAUAAUGGGACAACUGUGCAGCCACCUCACUGGUACCUGGCAUAAUGGGAAGUGGCAGGGACUGGGAUAACUAAGAGUGUGCAACAGAGGGAAGGAGGAAGUAAAACAAAUAGGUCUUAUAUACAAGUGAAGCUUUCAAACUGAGAAAUUUUCGAAGUUGGCCAAAGUUUACAGAGGAUGCAGCCUCUUAAAUUCUGGCGCAGACAAGAAAAAUGGCUUAUCUGCAGUUAGGACUGCCAGACUUGGUCCAUGAACCUGCCUAGUAGCUUGUCUUGAAAUUACAUCCAUUUGGAGCAAAGUGGAAAGGACCUGCUGCCAGUAGAUACAGUAAUGCAGGGCUCACCCAGGAAAUGUAGGUGUAGCUCUGCCUGCGAGGCUGUUGCGGUUGGCUUAGUUGAGGCUCACCCAGGGAGUGGAGAAGAGGACCAGAAGGAGGAGGCUGCGCCUGCUCAUUUAGCAGGCUGCUGUCUUGUGCAUGCACUACCUCAUCCUAACUUCUUGCUGCCUUAAAGUAAAUGCUGCACUCUUCACAAGGUUUUGAGAGCAGGAGAGGUUGUGGGAAGUACAGAAAACAGGGAAGCUGUAGUUAUACCUGGAGGGAAAAGAUGCUUAUCUGUGCUUUCAAAUGUAAAACUCUCCAGUUAUUCUAUAUUAACCAUUAACCUCAAAUGGCACAAUGUUUAGUUUUAUAGUAUCCAUGUUUUUUGUUGCUCAUUUUCCUUGCUCUGAGCAAUUUCUUUUUUUUCCUGCACAGGUUUGCCAUGUUGAAAUUUGUGUGAUGUGAGAGGUUAAGUUGAAGUGAUCGGAACAUAGAGAGUUAAAAAGUAAUAAUUACUCCAGACUCUUUAAGUCUGAUCAUCAGUCUCUUCGUAUCAUCUCCAUUUAUUUCGCUUGCACCAAGUGCUCUGAGAAAUUUGACAAUUUUGCUAAUUUUGCUGAUGGAUUCUAACCGUAUCUUUAACAGAGUCACAACCAGGGAGAAGGUAACUGAAAGAUGGAAAGCAGACUUCUAAUGAAGCCUUAAGCAGUGUUCUAAAAAUAUUUUUUUGAGUCUGAGUACCAGGGAUGGAAAGAAAGCAGUACAGGAAAUGAUGAGGACAAGCUGCUACAGGGAAUGCAAGAGCUUCAGGGAAGAAUCUGGCUAAAAGUGUAGAAAGCACCUGUCGGAGUCAUGACUGCAGGACUGAAAGGGUUGAUGGAAUUAAACAAGACCAGAGUUGACAUUUACUUGGGUUUCAAAGACCUGGAAAGUCAGGAGAAAAUACAGAUAUUUUGUUUAUUAUUUUGAGAAAGAGAUUAGUGUUGGACGUCAGGGUGCAAAAAUUAGGGCAGAUGCAGAGACAUAUAAAUGUAUGUAGAAAGCAGGAUAAAAAGUCCAAAGCUACAGAAACGUAUUUAAAAGUUGGAGGCAGCAAAGUGGCAAAGAUUAUUUAGGUUCAGAAGAAUAUACUUCAGUGUUUUAAUGGUAAAGAAUUUUCUAAAAGAAAUCUUAAUUAUUUUUUUAAAAUGUAUGGUAUAAUUGGAGAACAAAGACUUUAAUUUGUAUCCAACAUUAAGAAAUAGUUGGGUGGUUUAAUGUCUCAGAAGAGUACAAUUAAAUGUGGGACACCCUCUAGAUCAUGACUAUUGCUGUUGUAGUUGCACAGUCUGAAGUAGAGCUGUUCCGUUCCUCAGCCCUCAAGGUGAUUACCUGUAAGACAGUUCCUCCUCCUUAAAAUUCCUGUUGCUCAUCAGAACAUAUUUUAAGCAGGUAAAAAACCAAGCUACUCUAGUACAGACAGUUUUGGCUAAGUUGAGAAAGCAAAUGAAAUUCUGGAGUUAAACUGUGUUCUGAGUUAAUACAGGAAAAAUAUUUGGUCACCUCUCAGUAGUUUGUGGCAAAGCAUUUGGCAUAGCUACUGAUGAAAACUUUGUUAUCACCACAACAAACAGGAAAGAAAUUACAGAAGACAACUUCAGUGAACUUGUUCAAGAUGGAGUGACUUUGUAUCUGCUACAGUCAGUUGAUCAAAUGCUGCUUUCAGCGACAAAGGAGCGAAUUGACUUCCUGCCCCACUAUGAUACACUUGUCAAAAGUGGCAUGUACGAGUACUAUGCCAGCGAAGGGCAAAAUCCUUUGCCAUUUGCCCUUGCUGAGUUGAUUGACAAUUCUCUGUCAGCUACAUCCCGAAAUACUGGUAUUCGGAGCAUACAGAUAAAACUGUUGUUUGAUGAUUCCCAAGGAAAACCAGCUGUUGCUGUGAUCGAUAAUGGAAGAGGAAUGACUUCUAAACAGCUUAACAACUGGGCUGUAUACAGAUUGUCAAAGUUUACAAGACAAGGUGACUUCGAGAGUGAUCAUUCAGGAUAUGUACGCCCUUUGCCAGUGCCUCGUAGUUUAAAUAGUGAUAUCUCAUAUUUUGGAGUUGGAGGCAAACAAGCAGUGUUCUUCGUUGGACAGUCUGCCAGAAUGAUAAGCAAACCUGCAGAUUCUCAGGAUGUUCAUGAACUUGUCCUUUCUAAAGAGGAUUUUGAAAAGAAGGAGAAAAACAAAGAAGCAAUAUAUAGCGGAUACAUUCGAAACAGAAAGCCAUCUGACUCUACUCACAUCACAAGUGAUGAUGAAAGAUUUCUUCGUAAUCUAAUAUUAGAAGAAAGGGAUAAAGAGAGUUUCACAGCAGUUGUCAUUACAGGUGUACAACCAGAUCAUAUGCAGUACUUGAAAAACUUUUUUCAUCUUUGGACAAGGCAGCUGGCACAUAUCUAUCACUAUUACAUCCAUGGACCAAAAGGAAAUGAAACUAAUGCUGUAACAAAAGACAUAAGCCCUUUCAACAACAUUGACAUUCAGAUUUCAAUGUUUGAAAAAGGAAAAGUACCAAAGAUUGUCAAUCUUAGGGAGAUCAAAGAUGACAUGCAGACAUUGUAUAUAAAUACUGCAGCAGAUAGUUUUGAGUUUAAGGCACAUGUUGAAGGAGAAGGUAUAGUGGAAGGCAUCAUCCGAUAUCAUCCCUUCCUCUAUGAUAAAGAAACAUACCCUGAUGAUCCAUGUUUUCCAUCAAAAUUAAACGAUGAUGACGAUGAUGAAGACUGCUUUAUAGUAGAAAAGGGUGCCAGAGGAAAAAGGCCUAUUUUUGAAUGUUUUUGGAAUGGAAGAUUAAUACCAUACACAACUGUGGAAGAUUUUGAGUGGUGUGCUCCUCCAAAGAAGAGAGGAUUGGCACCAAUUGAAUGCUACAACAGAAUUUCUGGUGCAUUAUUUACCAAUGAUAAGUUCCAGGUCAGCACAAACAAACUCACUUUCAUGGAUCUGGAGCUGAAGCUAAAAGAUAAGAAUACUCUGUUUACAAGAAUCUUCAAUGGACAGGAGCAGCGAAUGAAAAUUGACAGAGAAUUUGCUUUGUGGCUCAAAGACUGUCAUGAAAAAUAUGACAAACAGAUAAAAUUCACAGUCUUUAAAGGAAUAACUACACGUACUGAUUUACCAUCCAAAAGAAUGCAGAGCCCUUGGACAAUGUAUGCUGCAAUAGAGUGGGAUGGGAAAACUUACAAAACUGGACAGCUGGUGAAAACUGUUAAGACUCUUCCAAUAUUCUAUGGAAGUAUUGAGAAAUUUUUUUUGUAUGGAGACCAUGAUGGGGAUAUAUUUGCCACUGGAGGAGAGGUUCAAAUUGCUUUGGAACCUCAGGCAUUGUAUGCUGAAAUGAAAACUGUUCCAAUCUCAAAACUUGACAGAACGGUGUCUGACAAAGCUGUUAAAAAAUACAUAGAGGAUGAAAUGGCAAGACUUCCUGACAAAUUAUCAGUAACAUGGCCUGAAGGCGAUGAGUUAUUACCAAAUGAAACAAGAUUUGCUGGUACACCAAUAGGAGCAUUAAGAAUAGAAAUUUUGAAUAAAAAAGGAGAAGCAAUGCAAAAACUUCCAGGUACAAGCCACGGAGGUUCGAAGAAACUUCUUGUUGAACUCAAGGUUAUUUUACAUUCACCUACUGGGAAUAAAGAAAUAAUUUCCCAUAUCAGUCAGCAUGGAGGCAAAUGGCCGUACUGGUUUAAAAAAAUGGAAAAUCUUCAGAAACUUGGGAACUAUACCUUGAAACUGCAAGUAGUAUUGAAUGAAAGCAAUGCAGACACUUAUGCAGGAAGGCCUCUACCAUCUAAAACAUUUAAAUUUACUAUUAUAGAGGGCAAACCAGAGAAAUUUUCAGUUGGUCUUUUGGAGCUUCCUUUUCGGGUUGGAGUACCUUUUAAUAUUCCUUUGGAAUUGCAGGAUGAAUUUGGUCAUGCAACACAGCUGACAACUGCCAUGAAACCAAUUCUUGAAGCUAGUGGUUUGUCAUUGCAGUAUGGAGAAGUAACUGCAGGAACAAAGUGCAUCAUUAAGGGUGUCACUGCUAAAGGCUGUAUAAAUAGUUGCCAGGGCAAGAACUUUAAUCUGAAGGUUACUCUUCCUGGUUUGAAAGAAGACACACAAAUCUUUAAAAUAAGAUUGCAGCCUGGCCCUCCUCAUCAAUUGAAAGUAAAACCAGAUUCUGAAAUUCUAAAGAUUGAAAAUGGUACAGCUUUCCCCUUUCAGGUUGAAGUACUGGAUGAAUCAGGAAAUAUAACAGCACAGCCAAAGUUGAUAGUUCAUUGUAAGUUUUUAGGUGCUUCAAACCUUCCUGUGUAUUCUGUGGACUGCAGUAAUGCAGGAACAAACAUUUUAACUGGUCCAGUUAUACAUGUACAGAAUAUCAAGAAAGACCAGUUGCUGAAAGCAAGGAUUGAAAUACUUAGUUGUAAAGAUGUGCCACCAGUGGAAAAGAUUAUUAAACUUCUUCCUAGCAGUCAUGUUGCAAGACUACAGAUCUUAAGUAUGGAUGGACAAAAAGCUAUUCAAAUUAAACAUCAGGAUGAAAUUAAUUGGGUUGCUGGCGAUGUCAUGCACAACCUUAUAUUUCAGAUGUAUGAUGAAGGAGAAAGGGAGAUACACAUAACUCCAGCUAUGGCAGAAAAAAUCAAGGUUAACUGGACACCUAGAAUUAACAGAGAACAGCUGAUUCAGGGAUUAUUACCUGAUGUAAAAGUACCAACGUCAGUAAAAGAUGUUCGUUACUGUCUAAUUACUUAUCUUGAUGACCAUGUGUCUUUGGAGAGUGCGUUCACAGUCAGACCACUUCCUGAUGAACCCAAACACAUUAAAUGUAAAUUAAAAGGACCAAACACACUGCAGAUGGGUGAAGAACUACAAAGUGAAAUUGAUAUAAUGAUUACAGAUCAGUAUGGAAAUCAGGUUCAGACAGUGACAUCUGCAUGUCUAAAUUCCCUAGGAGUUUCUGGGCCUGGACUUGAUAAAUCCAAUUUGAAAAUAACUUGGCAGGAGAGUACUCUAACAAUGAGAGUAAAAGGUAUUCGGUUUAAACCUUGUUUACUUGGAAGCAAAGAAUUGUGCUUCGCUUGGCGUGAAUUUUCUGACUUUCUCAGAGUAAAUUUAACUGCAGGAUCCCCUGCUAAAUUACAGUUUGUGGAUUGGCCAGAGUUAGAAAAGCCUGUUGCAGUGAUUAAUGGUAGAGAAUUGCAGAAGCCCCUUAUUGUUCAGCUGUGUGAUCAGUGGGGAAAUCCAUCUCCUGAACCUAAUGUCAAAAUCAGCCUUAUAAAGGGUAACAACUUAAAGAUUGUUCCUUCAAACCAGCAACUUAAAACAGAUGAAAAUGGUAGGGCUAACCUGGGAGUUAUUAGUAUUCAUGCACCUAGGGGAGAGCACACUUUACAGCUUAAAGCCUUACACAACAAGACCACAUUAGAUUGUCCUAUAAUCACAUUAAAUGUCCUGCCUGAUCCUGAGAAACCUGUCUGCUUGAAUGUUAAAUAUGACAAAAAUGCUUCUUUUCCAGCAGGAGGUACUUUCCCUGAUUUUAUGGUUAGUGUUCUUUCUGAAGAUGAAAACAUUAUUAAAAAUAUUAAUCCAGCACGGAUUUCUAUGAAAAUGUGGGAAGCACAGAGCAGUGGAACUAGGAUACCAGUUGAUGUUACAACAUUUAGCUGUAGUAAAGUGAAGGAUGACAAAGAAGAUGGUUUCUUCUACUUCAGGGAUAAAGUGGUUCCAGAGAGAGUGGGCACUUACAGUAUCCAGUUUACCUUUGCAAUGGAUAAGACAAAUAUGCUCAGCAGUGACCAGAUUAUAGUUGAAGUUGUACCUAAUGACCCUGUACGCUUGUUACCUGAUUCUUUACCAGCUACUCCAGCAGUUUCCAAUGUUCGAACUCUUACUAGCCGUACACUGGUCAAGGAUUUAUACCUCCAUGUAAUGGAUGAAUACAAUAACCGCACUGGAAUUGAUCUAGUUGGCAGAAUAAUAGCAAAAAUUAAGAGCCCCAGUGAAGAUGACACAGAGAUCCCACAGUUUCAGGGGAAAGUCAGUACAAUUGAGUUUCCAUUUGACAGAGGAUCAGCUGAAAUUAAUCUAGUGCUGGCUGAAAACAGCCCUGGAAGAGAUAGCACUGAAUAUAUUCUUGUAUUUGAGCCAGAUCUGCCAGCUUUGAAAAAACCUUUGGAACCAUACUGUCUGUCAUUUAUGUUUUACAAUGAUUUCAAGAAGCAGCAACAGAUGGCAACACUUACAAGGGAGAGAGACCAAUUAUCUCAGUCCAUAGGUGUUUACAGAAAUUGGUUUGAUACUACUAAUCAGCUUGUAACUGAAAUUAAAUGUCAGGUUAAAGAAGCUGAAACAAGAGAAACUCACCUGAAGAACGAACUGAGAAAACACCAAAUUGAAUUACCACAGACAAACACACUUCAGUAUGUGGAUUCUCUUAUAAAACAAAAGGUGUUGGAUCAAGAAAGAGUAAUGAAACAGCCAAGACGAACUUGUACCCUCCCAAACUAUCCAAAAGGCAGCCAGGAUAUUUUAGGCAAGAUUGCACAUUUAGCUCAAAUUGAGGAUAAUGAAGCAGCAAAAGUUAUCUCUUGGCAUUUGGCAAGUGACAUGGACUGUGUAGUCACACUGACUACUGAAGCCGCUCGUUCUAUUUUUGAUGAAACUCAAGGUCGACAGCAAGUGUUACCCCUUGAUUCUAUUUACAAGAAGACACUCCCUGAUUGGAACAGGCCUUUGCCUCACUUGAGAAAUGGAAAAAUCUUCUUCAGACCUAUUGGAAAUCCUGUAUUUGCCAGAGAUCUGUUAACAUUUCCAGAUAAUGUAGAGCAUUGUCAAACAGUGUUUGGGAUGCUCUUGGGUGACACUAUCAUUAUAGAUAACUUGGAUGCUGCCAACCAUUACAGAAAAGAGGUUGUAAAAAUUACACAUUGCCCUACUUUGCUGACUAGGGAAGGAGACAGGAUUCGCAGCAAUGGAAAAUUUGGAGGCCUUCAGAAUAAAGCUCCUCCAAUGGACAAACUCAGAGGAAUGGUAUUUGGAGCACCCAUGCCAAAACUUUACUCUACUUUCUCUGGACAGAUAGAUCUUCUUCAGCAAUACCGUGCAGCAGUGGUGAAACUUGAUAAUGUGAAUAAGGACCUUGAUUUACAUUUGCAGUCACUUAACACUCCAGAAAUGCAGAAGAAAAAACAGGAACUUGCCGAACAAGAGAAAAGCCUCAAGCUAAUAGAGCAAAAAUUGGGUAUGACUCCAUCAGAUAAAGUCACUGAAUCAUUACUUCAGCCACAUCAUAUGUUAGAUAUGUCUGACACCCCCAUCCCUCCCAAAAGAAUGCGAAGAGAAACAGUAAAAAAAUUGUAUAGCUCAGAAGAAUGGAUCUCCUCUCCCACAAAGAAGCAGCAGCAACAGCAACUGCUGCAAAUAUCCCCUUCAGAACUUAAUGGGACUCCACGAAAGAGAAAGGCAUAAGACUGAUGAGACUUGCUGAAAAUAGCUAUGUAUUGAAAAUGUGAAUACAUUCAGUUAAAGGAAAUAUUCAUGUUGUAUUACCCAUUACUAUGAAGAUUUUUAUACUGAUAGAAGAUAUAAAUGUAUUUCAGUUAGUAGUAACAAAAAUUUAAGUAUUUAACAUUGAUAGCCUAAUUUUUGUAUAGUUAAUUUUCAUUUCUAAAAGCUUUCAGAAUUUUUAUGUUCAUGUGUGAAAAAAGUUUAAAGUAUAUCCUUUUUUAUUUAUGAAAAAAAUCAAUCUUUUCAAUAAAACUGCUUCAGUACAAAGCCCUGCCAAUAUAAUUGAUUGUAAUAAUUAAGUCAACAGAUUGUGCCAUGAAAUGAGAUUUUAAUUUUAAAAGCAUCCCAGGCUGUCUUGGGGAAGAGAACUUUCUGGACUGCUCUUUUUGGAUGUAUGAGCUGUUGAGGUAGUAUCAAUUUAAAAGGGAGGGUUUGAGCAGUGAUAUACUGAGAUCUAACCACAGCCGUUUGUAGAGCCUUUAGACAGUUAACAACAAGUCAGUAUCUAAGGCUAUGUCCAAGGUGUUGACAUGGGAAUUCAUAUCUCCUUCAGACAGCGCCAGUGGAAAAAACAAAGUAGUAACUUGUGAGGGUGAAAACUGUAACAGGUUUACUAUGAGGCUAUUUUAUGGAUUGGGAGAGUGGUGAGUAGGGAUACUUCAUGGGUGCAAAUGAGAUACAAUAUUGUACCAAUACUGACCACUUUUCAGCGUCUGUAUUACCACAACCCUCAUAAAAAACUGUGUGUGUAUGCAGUUUAAGAGUUGGAAAUGGAGACUUAAGCUGAACAUAAGAUAAUCGUGUUGGGAAACUGUA
Aquila chrysaetos chrysaetos is the source of this 9167-nucleotide messenger RNA. RefSeq names its product structural maintenance of chromosomes flexible hinge domain containing 1 (gene SMCHD1). Gene Ontology annotation, biological process: double-strand break repair; chromosome organization. Gene Ontology annotation, molecular function: protein binding; ATP binding. Bases 2523 to 8312 code for a protein of 1929 amino acids. The record is from RefSeq and is a predicted model, not a curated record. Gene Ontology annotation, cellular component: chromosome. The transcript has 48 exons. NCBI's taxonomy places the organism in Eukaryota, Metazoa, Chordata, Aves, Accipitriformes, Accipitridae.